CUAGCAGCAGAAGAAGAGUCUGGCCGAUGGUUUGUUUCCGCCAGUGCGUGACCAGAAGCAGCUUUUGCACCUCGUGAAGGAAAGAGAUCCCUUCAACAGCGUAAUCAUGCCGAUGUUUGUGGUUAACACCAAUGUGGACAAAAGUCAGGUGGCGGCGGCUCUGCUGACCGAGGCUACCGAGGGUCUGGCUAAAGCCAUGGGCAAACCUGAACAGUACAUUGCUGUGCACAUCAACCCUGACCAAAAGAUGAUGUUUGGAAAGAAGGAAGACCCCUGUGCACUGUGCUUUCUUUACAGUAUUGGGAAGAUUGGCGAUGCUCAAAACAAGAAGUACUCUAAACUACUGUGUGGACUGCUCAACAAACACUUGGGCAUCCCCGCAGACAGGAUUUAUAUAAAUUUUGUAGACAUGGACCCAGCCAAUGUGGCAUGGAACAACACAACAUUUGGCUGAAAUUGGUGACAUCAAGCUGCAAUAAAAAUACCAUUCCAGUUUCCUUACAAACCCAGAAACCACAACAACAACAAAAACCAUCACCUGCUAUCUACUCUCCAAUAUACUGUAUGAUUACCUUCAUAGCACUUGGAUGGGCCCUGUAGCUUUGCACUUAUACUUUUUCAUUUAAAUGCAAUAAAGCAAAUACUGCAGAUAAUAA
Betta splendens (Siamese fighting fish) is the source of this 656-nucleotide messenger RNA. RefSeq names its product macrophage migration inhibitory factor (gene mif). Lineage: Eukaryota; Metazoa; Chordata; Actinopteri; Anabantiformes; Osphronemidae. Gene Ontology annotation, molecular function: cytokine activity; phenylpyruvate tautomerase activity. Bases 107 to 454 code for a protein of 115 amino acids. The record is from RefSeq and is a predicted model, not a curated record. The transcript has 3 exons.